CACCAACCACACAAAGGCAUCAUGUACCCAGAGAGGCAACAUGAUGACAGUAGUGAUGUGUAUUCACGGUUCUUAUUGUACUUUAAAGUGGGGCUGGUUGUCAUUUUCAUCAUUUCUACUACAAGAAGUCUACAAAUCUAUAUACAAGGUGUAUAUUACCUUUGAUUCAGUGUGUUUUCAGAUGCAGAAAGAGGGAGAGAGAGAGAGAGAGAGAGAGAGAGAGAGAGAGAGAGAGAGAGAGAGAGAGAGAGAGAGAGAGAGAGAGAGAGAGAGAGAGAGAGAGAGAGAGUGUGUGUGUGUGUGUGUGUGUGUGUGUGUGUCAAUGGCUAGCCACAAGUCAGCCAGGUGUAGCCAGCCUUAAGGAUCAAGUUACCAAGUUGCCAGCUACUUUCUUUUAUGACAUCUUAUUUAUUUAAUAUAUGUACCAAUAAGAUUAUUAUAUCAUGUUAUUUAUGUCAUUUGGGAACAGGGAGCAAGUGAAGAUGUCCCUUGAUGUACCAGAAUAAAGCAGGAAUACAGGAUUUAGGAUAUCAUGUUUCAUUAGGACCAGAAGCAGUGUUGCCAGUUACGCUAAGAUUGUGACUCCUUGCUUUAAGACUUCAGAAACUGUCUAUGACACAUCAGGAAAAUACAAAGAAGUGAAGAUUGUUCCUGAGAUAGCUUAUAUGUUCUGCUGAGUGCUGUGACGAGGGGGAAUAAUUGUGACAACCCUUCUACAAUCAUCAUUCUGGCUUUCCAUCUGCAUGUGAUCAAGUGACAUGAGGUAUCAGUACACCCACAGGUGGAUAUCAGGUGUGUGUGUGUGUGUGUGUGUGUGUGUGUGUGUGUGUGUGUGUGUAGUGGUCUGGUUUGAGGUGUGUCUCACUUCCCAUCUCCUCCCUGAAGGUUGUCCUGCCUUGCUCUGCCUCAUCAAAACAGUCAUGAGGCGCAAACGCAAGAUGAACCGGGUACAGCCGGAGAAUGUGCACUCCACUAUUUUCACCCAGCGGGAGUACCAGGUGGAGCUCGUGGAUGCCUGCCUGCGGGAGAACACCAUGACCGUCCUGGCCUCCCGCUCCACCCGCACCUUCCUCAUCACAAUGGUCACGCGAGAGAUGGCACACCUCACACGCAGUGGGAGGCAGCGCACACUCAUCACUGGCUGGUCUGGACCAGGGCUGGUGCGGGUAGGGGAGGCCAUCCAGCAAAACACAAACCUCGCUGUCACCACCUACACCGCCCUUGACCAGGUGGACAACUGGCCAGCCUCUCGGUGGGGCCAGUCAUUCAGGGAGGCUCAGGUGCUGAUCAUGACCAUUGAGGUGCUGGAGCGCGGCAUGAUGGCUGACGUCCUCCCGUUGGACAUGCUCAAUCUUCUGGUCAUCACUGACGCCCACCGCAUGGCCACCUGCCCUACAGUACACAAGAUCCUGAGCAGCUGUGGUGGGUGUCGUAUUCUGGGCAUGACGUCCCCGGUGCUGAGCCAUGCCUGCUCGCCUCCCCAGCUUGAGUCCUUCCUUAACCACAUCCAGCGAGCUUCAUCCUGCAGGGUGGACACCGCUUCUGAGAUUGUCACUGUCCUGCGAUAUGUAAAUAAACCUUUGGAAAAGAUUGUGAUGUGUCGGGACCCAAGCCAAGAGGAGCGGUCUGAGGUGGAGAUAGAGGUGCGUCGGCUAGUGGAUCAGGCUAUGGACUUCCUGGGAGAGCACCGUUAUGAUCUGGUGGAGGUGUAUGGACCAGAGUACCAGGAGUUCUGUGAUGGCCUGCCUGAUCCCAACACUGAGCCCCGACAGAUACUCCUUGAUUUUCUGGAUGUGCUCAAUAAUUUAGGGCUGUGGUGUGCUGACAGAGCAGCUUUAUAUGCAUUAGUUGAGGUGGAGAAGUUGAAGAAGAAGACUGCCUAUGAUCGUCACUACCUCCUGCUGUGUAUGAUCUUCACUGUCAUGGCUCGCAUAAGGGCUGUAGUGGAACAAGCAUUCGAUAAAUAUUCAGAAUUGGAUCAAAUCUUGAAAUUUUCUACACCCAAAGUUCUGCGUUUGGUUGAAGUCCUCCGUCAGGUUCGUCCCCUAAACUUUGUAGAUCCUCGCAAGAGAAGAGACAAGACUGAAAACACUGAGAGCUUGAAGGGAGGAGCUCAAGUUGAAGGAUCAGAGAGUCAAGCUGUUGAGGCCACAGCUGACCCUGAACACUCUGAAGUGUCUGUGGUGCUUGCUGUGUCUGAUGGAGCUACAUCACCAGAAAACUCUGGCACAGAUUAUAAAAAUCAAGAUGAUAAUGAGGAGAAAGAAAAAUAUUCACCUGAAAACUCACUCUGCCCAUUAGAUUCUACUCAGAUUGGCAAGAACAAGGUCUUAGCUACAAAGAAUUGUAUGAAUGAUACUAGAGAAAUCAUUCAAGAAAGUAGUGAGACUGGUACUAAAUCUGAUGAUGAUAUGGUAGACCAAAUUGUUCAUAAAACUGCAAAUAAGAAGAGUUUGUGCAAUGGUUGUGCUUUUGAGGAGGACUCAUGUCCCCCUAACAUUAUGGACAUGGCCUCUCCUAGCAAACCCUCCAGCAAGCAGUCAAAGAUAUGUGCAAAUACAGAAGCACCAGAGACUGUGUCAGAAUGUCAUUCCAAUGGAUGGAGUUCUCAGGAUGUCAGUCUGGAUUCGUGUGACUGUAAGCCAAGUAUUUCUAUAUGUUCAGGAAAGAGUGAAAAGGGAGUGAAUUCUGAGGAAGAAUGUGUCAACUGUCAACAUAGUGUGGCAAGAGAGUGUCUCCACAAUGGAGAGGUGGAGGAGGUGUGUCGAGAGCCAAGCAAAGUACAAAUUCAUCCAGAUGUUACACAGAACUGUUGCAAUAUCUCUGAAUCUGUAGUCACUAAGAAAGCUGGAGAUGGAUCAACUUUAGAAGAGGAUUUAUGUAGGCUUAGUGUUAGGGAAUCCUCAUUUAGAAUUGGCUGUGAAAUUGAAAAUCCUAUAAACUGUGAUGUAAGCAAUGGAACUAUGAGUGCCAAAAGCCACCUGUAUGAUGCUGCCAAGGUACACAAUAGUAUAAGUGCUCCGCUAUGCAAUGGAUACCAGAGUGGCAGUGAGGAGAGCUUGCCAUCCUUGAGAAUCUCUGAAGGGGGUCUUGACAACAAGCUUAACAGCCACAACAACCAAGAGGAGUCAACAUCCUCCAUUCAGGGUGAGGAGGAGCAAUGCCUGGAGCAGUCACAUUCAGUACAAAGCAAUCUGUGUGAUGAGGAAGUCCAGCCCAAUGAAAGAGUUCCCCUCACCAGUGCUCAUUCCACUACCUCUCAACCAGCCAGUAAAGUGGCUGAUGUCCCAGCAACUCUUCCUGAGGUCACCACAGCCCCUGGUGAGGGUGCUGAGGAUACUAGAGGUCAUACUGAGGCUAGAGAAGUCAUCACAGACCAUAAUGAGGCCAGUGAAACCACUGCAGACCCUAAUGAGGCCAGUGAAGCCCAUAAAGACACUGCUGAAGAUAAUGAAGCCACCACAGGCCCUGCUGAAGGUAAUGAAGCCAUUGCAAGCCCUGCUGAGGCCAGUGAAGCUAUGCCACAAUCUGCUCAAAGUAACUCAAGUGCACCUAGCAAAGAUGUGGACAGCACUGUCUCUCCAACACCUGCUGUUUCCUCUGAGGCAGCAGCCAUGGCGGACACCUUGGCCCUGCUGCUCCCUGGUGGUGGUGGGGGCAAGGGUGGCAGGAAGCGGCGUGACGAGGUAAAGGAAAAGGUCAAGGUGCACAACCCAGACGACCCAGACUCAGUGUGCGGUCUCAUUUUUGUGCAUCACCGGAACAUUGCCAAGAUCAUCUACCGCCUCCUCAAGGAGCUGAGUGACAUUGGAGGAGACUUUGCAUGGAUCUUCCCCCAAUACACGGUGGAGGCUCGGGAGAAUGUGAAGGAUGACCCUCGUGCAGCCGAGGCUGAGCACAAGAAGCAGGAGGAAGUGUUGAGAAGGUUCCGUCAUCAUGAGUGCAAUGUUCUAGUGUCCACACGAGUGCUGGAGGAAGGGAUUGAUGUACCACAGUGCAACUUGGUCCUGCGAUUUGACCCUCCCCUGGACUAUCGUUCGUAUGUGCAUAGCUGUGGUCGUGCCAGAGGCCAAGACACUUUCUAUUUCCACCUGGUAACCAAAGCUCAGGAGAAGGCUUUCCUGCGAGACAUGGCUACAUACUCAGCCUUCCAGAAGGUAUUGGUGAGUCGAUGCAGCAGUGUAGAGGUGGGCACAGACCAGGAAGUGGAUGCAGAGGAAGCCAAUGCAGCCUAUGCACCAUAUUUAACCCCUGCCAAUGCAUCAGUUACCAUGGCCUCUUCUAUCAGUCUUCUCAACAAGUAUUGUGCUAAGUUGCCCAGUGACACCUUCACACGCCUCACUGCCAUGUGGGCGAUGGAUGAGAGGCAAGAGGAAGGCCUUGUGCUGUACAGCUGUAGGAUUAUGCUGCCCAUCAACUCCCCUCUGAAAGGCACCAUCAAGGGUCCGUGGCAGCCCAAGGUUUCCUUGGCCAAGAUGGCAGCAGCGUUGGAGUGCUGCCAGCGGCUGCAUGAGGUGGGUGAGCUGGAUGACCACUUACAGCCAGUGGGCAAGGAGAGCAUGCGUCUGGAUGACCACCUGUGCCCUCCACCACCUGAUGAUCAGGUGCCAGAGGGAAUGCCCCGCCCUGGCACUACCAAGCGCCGGCAGUACUACUACAAGAAGGUUGCCAACUGCCUGACUGGGGAGCAGCCCAAGGAGAAGCUACCACUGUUUGUGUACAAGUUGGGCAUGGUUCUCACCUGUCCCAUCCCUGAUGAACAGAACACCCGUGGCCGUAAGAUUUAUCGUCCAGAAAAAUCUUCUCGUUCUUUUGGGAUUGUGACCACUAAACCCAUUCCUCAGGUGAGUGGGUUUCCGGUCUUCACACGGUCUGGAGAGGUGAUGGUGCAGGUAGAGGAGGUAGGCACUAGAGAAAACUUCACCCAGGACCAACUAGCAGCCCUCCAGUACUUCCACAAGUUCUCCUUUACUCAUGUCCUGCGAUUGGAGAAGUAUCCCAUUAAAUUUGACCCAACUAAUGCCAAGACAGCAUUUUACAUUGUACCACUCAAUAAAUCUGAGGACACAGAUAGCAUUGAUUGGGAGUUCGUGAAGAAAAUCCAGGCCGAGGGUGACCCAAGGCCAGUACCGCCCCUUGAGGAGGCUCGCCAGAAGUUUCAUUUCCAGCACAGCCUGUAUGAGGAUGCAGUGGUGAUGCCAUGGUACAGGAAUCAGGACCAGCCUCAGUACUUCUAUGUGGCUGAGAUCUGCACUCACCUCAACCCACAAAGUGACUUCCCUGAUGCUGGAUUUGAGACCUUUGAGAAGUACUACCUCACCAAGUAUGGCUUGCAGAUCUGCAAUCUGAGUCAGCCAUUAUUGGAUGUUGACCACACCUCAGGUCGCCUCAACCUGCUCACCCCAAGACAUGUUAACAGGAAAGGAGUUGCUCUGCCAACUACUUCAGAGGAGACCAAGAGAGCUAAACGGGAAAACUUACAACAGAAGCAAAUCCUGGUACCUGAACUGUGCACUAUUCACCCGUUCCCAGCAUCCCUGUGGCGUAAGGCUGUGUGUCUGCCCACCAUUCUGUACCGCAUCAAUGCUCUUCUCUUGGCAGACCAGCUCAGGAUCUGUGUGGCACAGGAAGUUGGUCUUGGUCUGCAGACACUUGAUCCCAGCUUUUCAUGGCCACCCUUGGAUUUUGGCUGGAGCUUGGCUGAUGUGCUGAAGAAGAGCCAAAGCAACCAGGAAACCUCUGAAGUGGACCCAAAGACCAAGGACACCAACACUAGUUCACAGAAGUCAACUAAGAAAACAGAGCCAGUAGAAUCAGUCGAGUCCCCGUCUCCCAAGAAGAAGCCAGCCCGCAGUGGCUCCGACAUGGAGAUAGGCACAUGGUCCAAUGACAUGGCAGUGGAUCCUCCUACUCCACCCUUCACUGAAGAUGACCUUAAUGGAUCUGAUGAGUUUGAAAUUGAUACCUUUGACCCUAAUGUUGCUCUGCCAGACAAUUUGACACUGUUAGAUGGCUGCACUGGGGGAGAUGAUGAAGUAGAGGGAGAGCUUGGAGCUGACUGGGGUACUGGCCUGACAGAACGCCGCACCAAAGGUUCCUCCUCUAAGAGUAAUGCUGGGGGAGGAGAAAUAUUCCGUGUUGGCUCACCUUCCAACUUUGAGAUUGAUGGCUGGGACAUGUUUGGAGGGUCAGGAGGGGCAGGUUAUGGGAGCAACUAUGGUGGAUAUGGAUCUUAUGAUGCCUAUGGCGGCUAUGGAGAUUUUGAGGGGCUGGCAGAUGACCUUGAAGGUUGCGAAUCUGAUGUGUCCUCAGACAUGGAUGAUGAUGACAAGAGCCAAGCUGACAAGCUAUGGGAUGAGGAGGCCACUAAAAGACGAGCCAAUACAGCUAUAGACGAUGCUUCUUCUGAUGAGGAAGUGGAUCUGUGGUGGCCCCAGGAAGAAGAAGAGGUGUGUCUGGCCAAAGAGGAGGAGUUUCAGCAAUUGCUGGAAGAAAAGCAGCAGGAUUUGUUGCAAGGAUCUACUUAUCUUUCUGAAAGUACCCCUUUGGUGGUGGAGAAAGCACACCGAAGGCUGGCUGUGGAACAAAAUGCUACUGCAUCUAUAGAGAAGGAGAGUGUAAUUGUGGGAAAAGCUACAAUACAAGGCUGUGAAAUGCUAUCUUCAAAGUGCUGUGAUAAUGCUCAACAAUCUACCUCACCUAAAACUGCGAUUGUGAACCGCACUGAAACUCUCUCUCUCACAGAGUUUGACAAAGGUGCUGAAGUUCCUCCAUGGAGGAAUUCCCCUGAUGAAUUAUCCUUUAGCUUUGAUUACCAGCCAGACCUCUUGCAUCACCCAGGGCCACCUCCCAGUGUCAUCCUCCAAGCACUCACCAUGUCCAACGCUAAUGAUGGAGUUAACCUGGAGCGUCUAGAAACUAUUGGAGACUCCUUUCUCAAGUAUGCCAUCACCACUUUUUUGUACUGCACUUACCCCCACCGUCACGAAGGCAAGCUGAGCUACCUGCGUUCCAAGCAGGUCAGUAACUUGAACCUUUACCGUCUUGGCAAGCGCAAGGGUUUAGGAGAAUGCAUGGUGGCCACAAAGUUUGAGCCACAUGACAACUGGCUGCCCCCUGGCUAUUUUGUGCCCCGAGAGCUGGAGGAAGCACUUAUUGACUCUGGGGUUCCCGCAGGCCACUGGAACAUGGCAGAUCUGCCGGGGCUGCAUGACCUGGCCAGUGAUGAGAUCCGCCGGUUGGUACAGGAGCGCUCUGAGCAGAUAAAGCGCAGUAAAUCAGAACAGGUAACUAGCGACUUGAUGGCUACACAAAACCCUCAUGACCUGCCCAUUUUUAUCCCCUACAAUUUACUAACUCAACACAGCAUCCCUGACAAGAGUAUUGCUGAUUGUGUUGAGGCUUUGAUUGGGGCUUAUCUGACUACUUGUGGGCCUCGUGGUGCUCUACUUUUCAUGUCCUGGCUUGGCAUAAAGGUGCUUCCUUGCAAGUACCAGGAGGACUCUGCCACCUCAGCACCUCAAAUCACAUAUGGUCAUUUGGAGCCUCCACAGUCACCACUCCACCAGUGUCCCAUCUCCACCACAGACCUGCAGCUGGAUCUUCUCCUCAGUGGCUACAUGGUUUUUGAGGAGAAGAUCGGCUACACUUUCCGGGACCGCUCCUACUUGCUGCAGGCCUUCACUCAUGCCUCCUACUACAGGAACCGCCUCACUGACUGUUACCAACGUCUGGAAUUCCUUGGAGAUGCUGUGUUAGAUUAUCUGAUAACCCGCCACUUGUAUGAGGACAAGAGGCAGCACUCUCCUGGAGCCUUGACCGACCUGCGGUCUGCACUGGUUAACAACACUAUCUUUGCUUCACUUGCUGUCAAGUAUGACUUCCAUAAGUACUUCAGACACUUUUCUCCUGGUCUGGACCGUGUUGUGAGGGACUUUGUCAAGAUGCAAGAAGAAAAUGGCCACAAAAUCAAUGAGGAGUACUACUUUAUGGAAGAGGAUGAGUGUGAGGCAGCAGAAGACAUUGAGGUGCCAAAAGCUCUUGGAGAUGUGUUUGAAAGUGUGGCUGGGGCCAUCUUCCUUGAUUCUGGGGGCUCCCUGGAUGCUGUGUGGUCGGUCUACUAUACCAUGAUGUGCCGAGAGAUUGAGCAGUUUAGCGGCGUGGUUCCCAAGUCGCCCAUCCGAGAACUGUUGGAAAUGGAGCCCGAGACGGCCAAGUUUGGGAAACCAGAGCGCCUGGUGGACGGCAAGGUAAGGGUGUCUGUGGAGAUUUUUGGGAAGGGCUCAUUCUCAGGUGUGGGACGCAACUAUCGCAUUGCCAAGUCUACGGCAGCCAAGCGUGCUCUGCGCCACCUCAAGAAGCUGCAGAUGAUGGCCAACCAAGGCAUGUGAAGGAAGGAACCUUCCUAAUAAGUUCAAAAGUUGCUUAAUGUGACAGCCCAGUGUUUGAUACUGUUUCCAGUGACUCAAAGCUUAGUGAAUCCCAACACUACCAUUAGCUUUUUAUAUCUUUAUAAGGAAAUGUGUGUGUACGUGUGUGUUUGUGUAUUUGUGUGUGUGUGUGUGUGUGUGUGUGUGUGUGUGUGUGUGUGUGUGUGUGUGUGUGUGUGUGUAGAAUUUGUAUUUGCAGAAUUGCUGGGAAAUGUGGCAGUGGUCAUGAUAUUGUUGUCUCCUUAUUGUUUAUAUAUUUUUUUUGUUUUAUCAUGACUUUAAAUAUUUUAAUUGGAUUAGUAUUCAGUAUUAGUUGUAGGUAACAGAUUCUAUAUCACAUUGAGUCAAUGUAUGAAUAUCCAAAGAGUACAAAAAGCAUAACGUGCUGGUGAGGAUUCUGCACAGGAUGUGCAAACAGUGCCACAGUAAAGUGCAAUUGUCAUUUGCUUAAUCAUUUAUAUUAUGCCUCAGUUUUUCGUUAUUUGCUUCUCUGUGUGGGUAUAAAAGCAGAACCAAUUUUCAAAACAUUCAGGCUGAGGCACACACACCCCACAGCCAUGUUCUAGGUGCAUUCAUUACAUUACCUAGAUAAAACCAUCUUAGCCCACAGCAAAACCCAGAAACGUUCUAUUUACUUAACAUGGAGAAUGGUGUAGUGGGCCACACUAAUACCAGGAAUAACUGUACUUUAUUGUAACUAUUUUGAGGGAUGAGAUGGGACUGUCCAUCCUCUCUCCCAUCACUUAAGACUGGUGAUAGCUUGAAGGAGGCAAGAUUGAAUGGGUGGCUGAUGGGUGGAAGCUGAAGAUAAUCAGCACAGAACCUGUUGUCACUGUAGGUAUGAAGCUCCAUCAGGAGGUAUGUCAGCUGUGUGGCACCUUGCACCCCUCCUGACCCACUGUCACACCUGUGCCGCCAUUUUGCUGUGAUGAUUUACCUGACACUAAGUUCAAAUUUAAGUCUGAUGUUUUAGUAUUGACAUACUGCUUGGUAUUUUAUGUGCAAAACUGUUUAUUGUUAAAUUCAAAUCAAUUUAAUUAAGUAUCACGAGCUAACCAUAAAUAUUAAGUUAAUAUAUACAGCCUAAAUUUUAAGUUGUUUCAUAGUAAGCGACAAAAAACUGCCAUGGUUUAGAUUAUAACUGAGGUGCCCCAUGUUUGAGGGAGCUCACAGACCAGGUCAUAAGAAAAAAGGAGCUUUGACCUUUUAGACUUUUGGCUGGGAUGCACCUUCUAGCAUGGGACACCUCAUACUGCAUAUACCUGGAAUUAUUCAUAUUUAGCAUUGGAAACAUGUGGUGUCCUAAGCUGCAGCUAACACUUGGGUACUGAACUCCACUCUCCUUGUUGCAUCCUCUCAUCCUCCACCUGUGCUCCACCCUUGAGGUCUGUGUUGUCAUGGAUCUAGUGGUCAUCUACCUCUGCUUUAGUCUGUAUCUUGCAAGCUGAUUAUGUUACUGUAUGUAAGUGAGUGUAUGAAUCAUUACAACACGCAGGGAGAUGGUAUUCAGUGGUUGUUGUUUUAAGUACUAAUGAGAUUUAUGGCACCAUAUGUUGACCAGAAAAUAGUUUUACCUGAGUAUCACUUAAGUAUUCAUACCUACUUUGUUUUCUUCACUACUUUUGUUUUGUUGUUUGAUUAAGGGAAAUCUGUAUGCAUGUAGUAUGUUGGACUGGAUUCUUAAGUUGCCUACACCAACUUUGACAUUGGAUGCAGCUGAAAGGGUCUCCAUUCACUCAUCAUCCCUGUUACACUACUCACUUAACUGAAAAUGUUUUAACUUGCUAUGCACUUAUUAUUAUUAUUAUUAUUAUUAUUAUUAUUAUUAUUAUUAUUAUUAUUAUUAUUAUUAUUAUUAUUAUUAUUAUUAUUAUUAUUAAUUUAUUUAUAUUUUUUGAUGCAUGUGGCGAUUUGGGUGGCAUCUACUAAAAGCAGAACAUAGGAUUGCAAUGAUUCUUGUGUCUUACAGGUAUACUAAAGAAUGUUUUGCUCAGCAGCCCUUCUUCCUCAAUUAUCAUGUCAACUUUAUUUCUAUAUAGCUUCAUGCUACCUCAAAAUAUGCUUGUGAUUGCUGAAAUUACAAGAAAAAAAAACAGUAAACUCUCAGUUUUCAGAACUUGUUAUGAGAAGCUGGAAAAUACUUGAUUGUGUAUUCUUAUCAUAAUAAGCUGAUGUGCAAUAAAAGAAUAUGGAAGUGUAAUCUUACACUGAAACAGAGGUGAUAGUUUACAAUCACAGCAUUACCAUACAAAUGACAGCUACUGAAUGUAAAGUUUAAAAUGCCAGAACAGUGUCACUGAAAUAAGUUGGUGUAUGUGAACCUUUGAGCCUUCAGAUAUGUUUAGAGAUAUAUCUAAAUCCAGCUUUCAGUGUGGAAAUGAAGAUAUCAAAAAGUUUAUCUAAACCUGCCCAUAUUUAUUAGGGAGAUGUUCAGCAUAUAUCUGUGCUAGCAGUGCUUCAUAUUGCAUACUGCUUGCAAUGAUGUGAAUAUGAUAGAUAUCUGCUUCCUGUAUAACUCUGAACUUUUAACUUAAAGAAGGAAAACUGUAAUCAUGUGUGUCUGCUGAUAAAAGUGGAUGGUGAAUAGAAGUUUUGUUCACAUUCUCCAUUUGGAAUAAGAAGGCUGAUAAAGGUUUUUGUUCUUACAGGCAGGUAUCCACACAUAUACAGUGUCAUGCUAUAUAAUGAAAAAGCUACAUAAGAAGGAUCAGCCAUAUCUCUUGAUUUUCAAGAACCAUGUAGCUGUGAAGGUUCUCCAAAGUUAUGUUUUGUUGGACAUCAGAGAGGAAUGAUAAAUUAAUCCAAAACAUUCCUGACCGUUAAUUGAUUAAGAAAUUUUUUUUUUCUAUUUUGCAUUCUGAUAGAAGGAAAGAGUAGACAUCCAGGUUAUCAGAUAUAUGAGUCAGAAGAAAGUGUGAAUAGUGAUGUGAGUGGAAUACUUUCAUGACAAGCAAGGGAGUGAAACAUUCAGCAGCUGAUUGCCUACCUCUAAAUAUUCAACAGCUGCUUGCUUACAUGUACACAAUCAACAGCUGAUCGCCUACAUGUAAACAUUCAACAGCUGGUGGAAAAACUGCCAUCAUGAAAGCUGUGCAUGACCUUCAUAGACUUGAUCACCCUGGUGCUCCUCAGUGCCUUCUGUAUAAGUCAUGUCAUCACCUUGAUAUUGCUUGCAUGGUUCUACUUGCAGCUCACGCACUAACUUUUCAUUGCCUCAGCAACCUGCUAAUUAUUGUUUUAAGACACAGUACUACCAGGAUAGAAUAUGGUUAACAGUGAGCAUACAAAACUUGUUUCAUUGAUAGUGACAUAUGUGUAAAUCAGUUUUAGAUUGUUUAAGUGGAUAGUACACAAGUAUUAUUUGUUAAAUUAUGAAAUUAUGAAGUUUUCCAUUGAACAAGUUGAGUUUAAUGUCUUAAUUAAUUAAUUUAUUUAUUUGUUUUAUUUAUUUUUUUUUUUUGCCAUACUAAGGAACUGUUUGUGUUGAAAUGUUCACUAUUCAUAACGUGUUCAACAUCAGCAGUCAUUUGACAAUCAUGUUUGUGUGAUGCUCACCGUACAUGAUAUACAUCUUAACUAUAUCUUCAAAGUACAAAAUAAUUUGCAACAAAAAAAUGUCGUAAAAAGUGAAUUGUUUUGUCCAUAGCUCAUUACCAUGAAUAUUUGGUGAAAGUUAUUUAUUAUAUAAAUAAACUGGCAAUUGGGAGUUUACUGUUCAUCUCUCUCACACUGUUAUUAAAAUGCAGUUUUUAUCAAAAUACUUUGAGGGACAUGUAUUUUAUUGAAAGUGAUAGAUGAAGCAUUUUAGAUCAGUUUUAUGUUUUGUACAGGAGUAAUUUUGUAAGACCGUGAAUCAUGACACAAGUGGUAAGGAAACCCUCACUUUUACUCAUUUUGUGCAUGUGCCAUCCAGAAAUUAUCAAGUUUACUCAAGAACUGCAAAGGGAAAAUUGAAAGGCAUGUGUUUGUCAGGGCUGCCAGUUAAUUGUGUAAAUUUUGUUCUGCAGAUUGCCAUGCAUGCUUGUAAAAUUCAGUGGAUUGGCCAAGUUUUCUGGAUGAAUGUGGAUGUUGUCUGUAAACUUGGAUCUUUGGAUAUGAAUUCUCCUAGUCAAAAUAUGAUCCAAGUUGUGUUGUGAACAAGGGCUUAGAUAGGUACAAGGUGAAGUUAGGUAAGCCAUUUUUACCAGUGCCAUUGCAGGAUGUUUGAGCUAGGUGUGAGUGCCUCCCUGCUUACUGCAUGGGAGGCAUUCGCAGCUAGCAGCCUCUCAUGUGAUCAUUUCCUGCACUGGUGCUCAUCCAUUUACUAAUAAGUGACUUUUGUAAGUUUGUGAAAAAUUAGCUUUGCUUAGCCAUAGACAUAUGGAAGAUGCCACACUGAGGAAGUCACCCUCUCUCUCUUGGUGCUGGGAUAUCUUGGCAUUUGUAAAUGAAGCAGAUGUCUAGUUAGCAAGUCAAGUUGAGAAAUUGUGUAGUGUCUGUCCUCAGUGUGGUAACAAGGAGCACCGACUGGGAAGGAGUUGAAGCCUGGCAUCCAUGCCACCAGAGGAAGUAGAGCUUUUCCAGCAUUACCUCUGUGGUAGGGAGACUUGGCUUCAAGACUCAGCUUCAGUUUAGCUUCAGUGUUGUCAGCAUUAGGGGUCAUGUGUGUUAAUGUUAAGUGAUCUCAGUGUGCUGAUGUGUUUUUCAUAUUUUGUAGACUAAGGCUUCAACUUUGUAAGAAAAACAACCAUGUAAUUUAUAGCUAGAAACCUUACUGUUGACAAGUGGCACCUGCUUGAUAGAGGCUCACAUUGGCUUACUCAGACAUUUACCUAUUAAUGGAUUAGUAAGCCUUUAUUGGAAUUAAGAAAAAUUCAUGUUCAUAAUUUAAGAUACAGUACAUUUAAGAUCUCUCAGAUAAGAUUAAUUAGCUCUAUUUAUAUUAAAUGUGAGGCAACAGAAGAUUGAAUUUAAAGUUUUAAUUAUUUCAGAACAUGGUGACAGAUUCUGAUCAUAAAAUUUGUGCCACUUCAACUUUAGAUUUUUUUUUUUUUUGACACCUUUUGUCCCUUUUGGUGCAAAUUUUGUUUGUUCUUGCAUGGCAAUGUUUCACAAUAGUUUAUUUGAGUACAAUUAAUGUUUUGAUACAAUAAAAGUAAUAGUUUCAAGUGUGUAUUCAUUGUGUAUUGGAGUGUGCCAUGUUUCACCAUGUAACUGUUUUGUUAAUAGCCUGAAACAAAUUCUGAUGUACACAACUCUACAUUAAUGGCUUGGUAAACAUUAGCUUGAAUAUAUCAGUAUUUAAGAAACCUCUCAGAUUUAAUUAUUCCAUAAGAGUUUAAAAAGACUGCCAGCUGUAUAAGCAGUUAUCAGAAAUUACCAUAAGGUGGUUGCAAAAGAGUUUGAAAUCUGCAUCAUGAUUUUUCCAUGAAAGAUGUCAGAGGGAAAUUACUUUUUAAUUUUACUGACUUGUAUGUACACAUGCAUGAUGAAUAUAAGUUGAUAAUCUAAAAUUAUGUCAGAAUGUCCUUGAAGCUUUUAUCUGGUUGCACACAUUUGUACUUUUAAUGUAUGAACAAAGCAUUUUCAUGCAGGAUGCCACUUGAUCACAAAUUUGGUAUGUAGGUUGAAUCUGUCUUGUCUCUGAGGAGUUAUUCAAUUUUAUAAAUCUGCUCAACAUGACUUGUCAGCCAUAACUAAUCAAGUCACACCUGAAAGGGACUUAUGCACCAAGUUUUGUUAGUCUUUAUUUAUGUCACAGCAUAUGUAAGUUUUAAUAAUCCUGGCACAAAAUAAAACUUGACA
Scylla paramamosain (green mud crab) is the source of this 14213-nucleotide messenger RNA. RefSeq names its product endoribonuclease Dcr-1-like (gene Dcr-1). The record is from RefSeq and is a predicted model, not a curated record. Lineage: Eukaryota; Metazoa; Arthropoda; Malacostraca; Decapoda; Portunidae. Gene Ontology annotation, cellular component: RISC complex; cytoplasm; nucleus. Gene Ontology annotation, molecular function: ribonuclease III activity; protein binding; deoxyribonuclease I activity. The transcript has 22 exons. The coding region runs from base 759 to 8390 and encodes 2543 amino acids. Gene Ontology annotation, biological process: siRNA processing; rRNA processing; pre-miRNA processing.